GAUUCAGCAUCAGUCGAACACUUCUCGUUGUGCGCUCGCAGUCGCUUUGAAAGCUAAACAAUUAAAUAAGAAUUUUAAACUUUUCUAAGUUCGUUAAAAACAAAAGUAACCGAAAAUGAAGUUCUACGUGUGCGUUGUUGCUGUUUUCGCUAUUGUUUUCGCCAGUAUGUGCUUUGUGAGUGAAGCGGCGGUGGCACGCGCCCAAUACAAAAACUCAGCUUACCCUGGCAAAUGCUAUAUCAGUGAGGACUUGAUUUUGUCUUCUGGCCAAACCGCUAAGGCACCCACUAAUCCCUGUGCCAGCAUCAAGUGUCUGGGCGAUGGAAAUGUUGAGUUCACAACUUGUCCUGCUGUGGCGCCACCUAAAGGCUGCAAGCAACGCGACUUCGUCAACGCUAAGCGCGCCUAUCCCGACUGCUGUGAGCGUGCCUACGACUGUACGCGUAGCUUUUAAGUGAAGUGAAUACAAGAGAAGCGGAAGAUAGAAAGGGAAAAGCAGGAGAGAAAUCACUUAACAGAAAUACCCAAUGGAAACCACAAGCAGCUUCACUACGAACAUCAACUAGCAUUAAAUCCAUUAUAGCCAAUAAAAAAUCACUAUCAUUCGACAGCGAGACACCGUCAUCACCAUCGCCAUCGCCACCAUCAUCAACACCAUCUCAACAGCAAUACAUCGGCGUCAUUUUAAUCAUCAGCAAUCACCUAGUGCCAUCUCGUAGUCAUUUGCUUCCUCAUUGCCGUUGCCGAGGUGUGUGAGUCAGGUCACAAACACGCCUUGCCUUAUACGGCACCAACACGCACAUACCAUAUCAUUGCGCAUGCGCACGCACGCCCAUACUCGCAUACUCGCAAACCAAUAUUUAAACCAUUUAAGCCCAUUAAGCUCAUCUUAAAGUACAAUGUUUUUGGCCGGCUGCUAGCUGUAACUGAGAUGUCUAGCUUGGCGCAGCCGGAUAGCAAACCAGCAUAUCCCUGCCAUUAUUCGCUGGGAACUUCCGCGACGGCAUUUAACAGCGUCACCGUCACCGGCAAUCAUUUUAGUAACAUAAGUUGGUUUUGGUUUUUCGUUUUUUUUUUUAUUUUUAACCAUCUGCACUAUUUAUUACUUUAGCACUCAUAUUUAACUUUUUGUUUGUUUUUGUUUUUUUUUACUUAUUAUUUAUUAUGUCGUUCAUUUAAUACUUUUGUUCAUAAUUUAUUAGUUUAUAUUUUAUGCAUUUUUAAAUUGUUGAAAUUUUAUUUUCUUUCACUUCAUUCACUUAUGGAAUUUUUGUCAUUACACAUUCUCCGCACCAAUAAGGAUUAUAAAAUAAAGUUAAGCUUUAAAUAUAAAA
Messenger RNA from Rhagoletis zephyria (snowberry fruit fly), 1334 nucleotides. RefSeq lists its product as uncharacterized. NCBI's taxonomy places the organism in Eukaryota, Metazoa, Arthropoda, Insecta, Diptera, Tephritidae. The record is from RefSeq and is a predicted model, not a curated record.